ACAACAUCAUUUACGGCAGGUCGUAAAAUUUUGACGAUCCCGUCACCGAAUUGUUAAACAAUUGAACUAUAUAAUUUGGAAGCCGACCUCACCAUGGAUAUGGAUGUCACAACUUCUGGAUACACUAACAGGACGGACGGUAUGCUUUUCCCGACGGAAGAAAAGGAAUACAGAGUGUCAUUCCAAGAACAAAUGAAGAGAAGGAGGGAAGCAGAAACAAAGUGUAAAUUAUUGAUCCAGCAGUUCAGGCCAACUGCAGAUUUGACAUGCCCGCCAGUGUGGGAUCACGUGACUUGUUGGAAUGCGACAGAAUCCGGUGUCACUGUUACGCAGCCUUGUCCCCAUUACAUACAUAAGUUUCUUUUACACGGAUUUGCAAGAAAGACCUGCACAGAGAACGGUACGUGGUUCAUCCAUCCUAUCUACAACAGAUCCUGGACUGACUUUACUGGCUGUAUACCUCUAGAAAACAGGUGGCAGUCUAUAAAUCCCCAUCUGGAUCGUAUUCAAGUUAUGUCUAUCGUGGGUUAUGCAGUAUCGCUCGUGUCUCUACUCGUGGCAGUUGUCGUCCUUCUUCAACUUAGGUACAGAGCCAUAUUGAAUUGUAAAAGAACUCGAUCGAAGAUUACCACACUGCAUAUCAACAUGUUCCUAAGCUAUAUAUUACGAGCAGCUGCUUCACUACUCAAGGACUACUUUCUGGUGGAUGGAUUUGCCCUCCCCAAAGAUAUUCUACACAAUGGAGAACUGUUAGGGCUCAAGGACGAUGGACCGCACUGGGAAUGUAAACUCCUCGUGACCUUCUUCAUCUACACACUAGUGGCCAGUACUUUCUGGCUUACAAUGGAUGCCCAUGUUCUGAGAAAACUCAUCGAUAAAGAUCCCUGGUACCUUGAAAAGAAAAGAUAUACACGCCUGCACAUUGCCAUAGGAUGGGUUGGCCCUUUGGUGAUUGUUAUUGCAUGGGCUCUUUUUCGAACUUUUGCAGAAGAUUAUCUAUGUUGGAAUACUAAUCCACGACUGUGGACAGUGUGGAUUUACAGAGUGCCCAUUAUCUGCAUGAACCUGGCAAAUUUCCUGUAUUUUAGCAGGAUAGUGACGUUUAUGUACAAAAGAGUGAGAAGAAAUUGUCUGAAAAGGAAAACAAAUAAUAACAGAGGCACUGUAUUGAAGAUGACCAAGCACAUAUGCAUCUUAAUUCCGCUGUUUGGAGUACCGUAUAUCAUCUUUACCAUCAUGUCAUUUUUCUUUGAUGUGGCUUACCUGUAUGCUGAAAUGUUCUUCAGUUCAUUUCAGGGUUUCUUGUUGUCUGUCACGCUAUGUUUUACGGAUAAAAGAGUGGUCCAGGAAGUCCGACAAAUUAUCUCACGAUGUGUUAGCACUCAGCCAAAGAGAACCAUCGGUAGAAAGGCGUCCCAGUUCUCCACGACGGGUAAAACUCAGGGCUCAGAUGUGUACUAGUGAAUGCUAAUGUUAAAUGUGUACUAGUGACCACAAACAUCAGGUGUGUAUAAGUGCAAAAUCGUAUCAGAUUUCUACUGGUCAACACAACCAUCAGAUGGAUUCUUGAUCAGAUGUAUAUUCAUGAUAAUGAACACUUACGUCAGAUAAGGACAUUUGAAAACUAAUGUCGGUAUUGUGUACCAAUGAACACUUAAGACAGGCCAACGAACACAACACCUAACGAGUACUAGUUAACAAGUUCGUCAGAAUACUAACGGCAGGUACAAAUGAACACUAACACCAGACAAGUACUAGUGAACGCGUACGUCAUUUGUCUAUUAGUGAACAUGGGCGCCAGAGCUGUUGCAGGUUCGAAUGAACACUAAGGGAACGCGUUAUAUAUCUACUAAGGAAUACUAACGUCAUAUAUACAAGUGAAUGUUAUGGUCGGGUGUCUACUUAGUAAACAUAAAUAUCAGAUUGUACUGGUGAAUACUAACAUUAAUUAUACACAUGUAUACUAGAGAACAUGCAGGUCAAAUCUGGUGAAUUCUUCUAUCUGAGGUGUGCAAUGACUCAAGUGUCCGAUGUCUUCUAAUGAACACUAACGUCAAGACUACAUGUGAAUUCUUGUGUCUUCUGAAUCAUUUCUCUUAAUUUAUAUUUCUCUAAUGUCAAGUGUUUACUAUGGAGAACUCUCGUGUCUAGGUUGGGUUUUUAUUCAUAAAACGGCUAAAGAUAAUGAACAGUGAUGGAUCUCAUAAAAAACUUCAAACAAUUCAAAUCUAUGACAUAAAUACGCACACCUGGCAUUCUAGAGUUUCUAUAGCCUCGUUAAGCGGCGUCAUUGUCUUUAUUAGCAGAUCCAUCCUAUCAUUGGGUCGUAUUUUGCCUGCUUUGUUUCAUAUCAAUUGUAAAGCCUUUCUUUAGUAACAAAUUGAACUACGGAAUGCUCUGUCUACCUGGUGAAUAUAUAGAGCUCUCGGCGUUUAUGUCAGGUCAGCAGGGGAUGCUACCUACCCCAUGGCACCUGAUCCCACCUCUGUUGUUCUGGUGAUCCGUGUUUGCUCUGCUCCUAUUUUUUAUUGUUUAAUGGACUUUUGAGCUCGGAUAAAUUUCGUUAUCUGCACGUAUUUAACUACUCCUCCUGGACACCUAAUCGCACUCUCAGCCGUCCAUGUUUAUGCCCCUUCUAUUUUGUAUCGUUAACAGAUCUUUUAAGAUCGAUCUCUGUCUGUUAUCUUCACCUUUUUCCAUUUAAGGAAAUGAAAAUCUAUACAUUCAU
Molecule: messenger RNA, 2728 nt
Organism: Saccostrea cuccullata (small rock oyster)
Lineage: Eukaryota; Metazoa; Mollusca; Bivalvia; Ostreida; Ostreidae
Product: parathyroid hormone/parathyroid hormone-related peptide receptor-like
Exons: 13
Coding region: 94-1461 (455 amino acids)
Biological process (GO): cell surface receptor signaling pathway; adenylate cyclase-modulating G protein-coupled receptor signaling pathway
Cellular component (GO): plasma membrane
Molecular function (GO): G protein-coupled peptide receptor activity; peptide hormone binding
Source: RefSeq, a predicted model, not a curated record